GCCGCAAACGGUCAUAAAUAUUUUCGCACGUACAACUCGAUGUUCAGUUCGGCAUAAGAAACAAGGAUAAUGUGUGAAAUUCGACCACAGGGACUGAAUUAUGAGGUCGACAUAGCGAAAAAGUCGAGAUAGAAAAAUCGACACAAGCAGUUUUAUUUCAUAUAGAAUAAGAAGGAAUAAAUUCGGGACCGGAGAAAAAAGUCGACACAACCGUAAAGUCGAGAUAUCCGACGUCGACAUAGCGAGUUUGGACUGUAUAACAAUUCAACGAAUUUAUUUUAAUGCGGUUUAAUCAGUGUUCUACUGAACUACUAGACAGCUCAUUUCCAUGUAGCUGACACACAUUGAAAGUCAAGAGAGCGAUCUGUAUAAGACUACCAUGGGUCUAUUGAGUUCCUAUACCGUUCCCAUUCCAAUGGCUUUGUCGACAGUUCAUUGUAGCUCGCCUGUACCAUGGAAGUGAAUGUGGCAGCCUUGGUAGUGCUCAUAUGUUUCUAUUUGGUGAUCCUCGUGGUUGGUGUCCUUGCCGCACGGUGGAAGGGACACACUGGUCAACCAAGUCUAGAAUCAUCGAUUGUGGCUGAUAGGAACAUUCCAACAUCGGUUGGCAUCUUUACCAUGACUGCCACUAUAGUGGGAGGCGGCUAUGUGAACGGUACAGCAGAGUCGGUAGCCACGGGCGGUCUGUUGUGGACCCUAGUACCUUUUGGAAUCUUCCUCGGUCUAAUUACAGGCGGUCUGGUUUAUGCAGGACCAAUGCGAGAGCGGAACUACAUGACCAUGUUGGACCCCUUUUACGAGCGGUUUGGCAGUGUGGUGGUGUUUCUGGUCUACCUAGCUUCUCUUGUCGGUGACCUGUUCUGGACGGCAUCCAUUCUCAUCGCACUUGGUACCAGUUUAAGCGUCAUCAUCAACAUUGAGCUGACCGUUGCCAUAGUUACGUCUGCUGGUGUCACGGUCGCGUACACGAUGGUGGGUCAGAUGAUCAGUGUGGCGUACACAGAUGUCGUGCAACUGUUCUUCAUCAUGUUCGGAUUGGCACUUAGCAUCCCGUUUGUGCUGACAAACGAACAUGUUGGCAGUAUUAAAGCCACAAGUGAUGUUUGGGUGGGCGAGCUACCUUCAUCAGCGGUUCUUCCGUGGAUUGACCUCUUCAUAGCUAUGACAUUUGGAACUAUCCCCUGGCAGUCGUACAUGCAACGUGUGUUAUCCGUGAAGGGCAAGCGCCAGGCUCAAGUUCUCUCGGUCGUUGGUGGAUGUCUUUCUCUCAUCCUGGUUGUGCCGUCCAUCAUCAUAGGAGCCGCCAGCACUUCUGCCGACUGGAAAGCGACCAGCUUAGGCGUGUCCCCGUUGGACGCUGACAAGUCUAGCAUGGUGCUUCCCUAUGUGUUGAACGAGUUUACCCCGAAAGCUGUCUCCAUUCUAGGUCUGGGAGCAAUCUCCGCAGCAGUGAUGUCGUCCAUGGACAGCUCGAUUCUAGGCUCCAGCUCCAUGUUUACAUAUAACAUCUACAGACAGAUCUUCAGACCUCAGGCUUCUCCUGUUGAACUCCUGUGGGCUCAAAGAUUGGCUAUUCUGGUGUUAGGAGUGGUUGCCACUGGAAUUUCGCUCCACGUGCCAAUCAUCUACGGACUGUUCGUCAUGGCCGGAGACAUUGUGUUUGUUAUUGUGCUGCCACAACUUACGUGUGCCCUGUUUGUGCCUAUGUCUAAUGGGUAUGGGGCUGUGUGUGGAUAUGUUUUGGGCAUUGUGCUGAGAAUUGGGGCUGGGGAGCCCUUCCUUAACCUUGACCCAUAUAUCCGAUAUCCCUCUUACAGUGAGACUGAUGGUCAGGUAUUUCCAUUCAGGGUGUUUACGGUAUGCUGUACGUUUAUAACUAUGAUAGGCGUGUCAUUUGUGGCAAAUAUUUUGUUUAGGAAGGACAUUCUGCCCGAAUACUUUGACAUUUUGCGAAACUUUAAAAGGGAAGCGGGGGGUUCGUCUGCAAGCCUCGGUUUGGACCAACAUCAUCCAGUCGUCAAGAGUUUCCACGAGAACCCCUCAUACAGAGUUUCCACGCAUAUGUAAUAUUGACAGACAGGAAUAUGAUUAUUUCAAACGCCUUACCAUAGUAAAGCUAUAUUGAUCAAUGCCUGUUUAUAAGUACAUCUACCCAAAAAGAUUCUACAUCUAAUCUCAGACUGGCUUUUUUUAAUUGCAGACAAUGUAUGUGAUGGUCGUUCAGUUAAUAAAGUGUUAUACCUAUUCCUAUGUACUCUCAAUGACAUGUCUUAAACGUUUCCUAAUUGUUGAUCUGUUUUUAAUAACAUUAAAGGCGGUAUACAUGCACCUCACUAAACAUAUCCCUUCUAUACGUAUACUGUCAAUCAGUCCUGACUGGUAAAUAU
Mya arenaria is the source of this 2387-nucleotide messenger RNA. RefSeq names its product high-affinity choline transporter 1-like. Gene Ontology annotation, molecular function: choline:sodium symporter activity. NCBI's taxonomy places the organism in Eukaryota, Metazoa, Mollusca, Bivalvia, Myida, Myidae. Gene Ontology annotation, cellular component: plasma membrane. The record is from RefSeq and is a predicted model, not a curated record. Gene Ontology annotation, biological process: choline transport; acetylcholine biosynthetic process; transmembrane transport. Bases 454 to 2067 code for a protein of 537 amino acids. The transcript has 10 exons.